This is a messenger RNA of Tetrahymena thermophila SB210, 870 nucleotides long. RefSeq names its product RNA cap guanine-N2 methyltransferase. The record is from RefSeq and is a predicted model, not a curated record. NCBI's taxonomy places the organism in Eukaryota, Ciliophora, Oligohymenophorea, Hymenostomatida, Tetrahymenidae. The transcript has a single exon.
AUGUAAAAAACUGAUUUAUUUGGUAGAGAAAAUUAAGGGUAGAACUAUGAUAAAUACCGCCCAAAAUACCCUAGUAAAUUUUUUGAGUUAAUACUCCAAAAUCUAAAUAGUAAAGAAAAUUACUUGGAUGUAGGAUGUGGUACCGGAUAAAUGCUUUUUAAGCUGAAUUCUCAUUUUAAAUUUGCUGUAGGGACUGAUAUAUCAGAAAAAUAAGUAUCUGUAGCUAAUGAAAAAAUUGCAAAUAAUUAAGAAUACAGUAAUGUUAAGGUAAUAUAAUGUGAUGCAAAUAAUAUAAUAUCUAGUCUUGAAAAAAAUUCUUUACCUCUAAGCUAUGAUUUAGUUACUGUAGGAUAAGCUCUUCAUUGGUUUGAAGUUGAAAAAUUUUUACAUCUAACACAAAGUAAAAUUUUAAAAUAGAAUUAGAAUAGUAGAUUUGCAACAGCUGCAUAUUACUGGGAUGGAUUCGAUAUAGAUAUUAAUGAUGAGUUGCUGAGUGGAAAAUAAAUUCAUGAGUCAUACUAUAACUAAAUUAAUGAUUAUUACGAUUUCGAUAGAGACAAUUUAUACACUAAUUAUAAGUACUACCCAUUUAACAAAUACUUUGAAUAGAUAUCUGAAGAUAGUUUCGUUGAAAAAGAUAUUUUUUAAUUAGAUGAUUUAGUUAGAUAUAUGAAAACUAGUAGUGCUUAUAAUACUUUAGUAGAAAAAAAUUCUAACAAUCCAUCAUUUGAAGAUCCAACAAUCAAAGCUUAAAACUAAAUAUUAGAAAAAAUAAAUGCUUAUAAAAAAUAGCAUAAUCUCAGUGAAGACACUCCUUAUAAGAUUUUAAGAAGGACAUACUAUUUUUUAAAAGUAUUUAGAAGGAUUUGA